UGACGACGCACUCAGCCUAGUGAACAAUGUCGCUUACUUCUGCUUUUCCAGAUGUCCCUGGGCUUCAGCAGGCUUACUGGAAACAACAGCAACGCAUCAAGAAUGACGAACUGAUGGAGACUAGAAACCAGACUAUCAAGGAAACAAAUGCAACAAAUCUUGCGGCAAAAUGGAGAGAAACGCUUGACGAGACUGCAGCUCAUCGAAGGCUAAAAAGACAAAAUAAUGAAAUGGCAGAAGAAUUCCAUUUGUCAUGCAAAGAGAUGAUGGCGGUACUGUUUGUCAACUGUCAACUGUCCAGCUUUUGUAGUAUUCUUAGCUUGAAAGCAUUUGAAUCAAAUGCAUUAGUCUUUUAUGUUGCCUUCACGAAAAUGAUGUGA
This is a messenger RNA of Corticium candelabrum, 380 nucleotides long. RefSeq lists its product as uncharacterized. The transcript has 7 exons. The record is from RefSeq and is a predicted model, not a curated record. Bases 27 to 380 code for a protein of 117 amino acids. NCBI's taxonomy places the organism in Eukaryota, Metazoa, Porifera, Homoscleromorpha, Homosclerophorida, Plakinidae.